CAGCUGCUCACUUUGCAGAAAAGUCAGACCCAAACGCUGCCCAGCUCGGGCUGCCCCGCACUCCAAAGCCAGCUGGUCUGGCUUAGCAACGCUGCUUUUAUUCACCUUUUUCUUUUCUUCCUUUUUGUUUCGGCUCAUCUUGUUUGAUACAAGGGACUGAGUGAGCAAACCCACAGCUGGAGCUGCUGGGAGUCCUUCCAGGUGAAGACAGAAACAGAAAGCACUGGUGCUUACUUACUCACUGACAGCCCGGGAAGCGCGUGCUCUGCUCCGGGAGGAGACGGCUCGCUGGAUGGACUGAAGUGAACCGCUGGACGGAGACGCGCUGUAAGCAGGACGUGGCGUGACGAAUCAUGCGGGACUGAGCGGGAGGUUCCAGCCAGCACUUUGAGACUGAGAAGAAAAAACAUUUGAGGAGCUGGACGUGGAUUGAAGGAGGCAUUAAGAAGCAACGACUGUGAAAGAAAAGAAGAAGCAUAAGUGGAAAAAUCGCAAAGAUGGGGAGGAAAAAGAUUCAGAUUGCACGAAUAAUGGAUGAAAGGAACAGACAUGUGACAUUUACAAAGCGCAAGUUUGGUCUGAUGAAGAAAGCCUACGAGCUGAGCGUCCUGUGUGACUGUGAGAUCGCUCUCAUCAUCUUCAACAGCACCAACAAGCUGUUCCAGUACGCCAGCACCGACAUGGACAAGGUUCUGCUCAAAUACACCGAGUACAACGAGCCGCAUGAGAGUAGGACCAACUCGGACAUUGUGGAUACUCUACGGAAGAAGGGUUUAAACGGCUGUGAAAGCCCCGACAUCGAAGCUGAUGACUCUGCUGGCCAGAGCCCAGAGUUAGACGACAAGUACUGCAAACUCAACGAAGACAUCGAUCUGAUGAUAAACAGGCAAAGAAUCUGUGGUCUGCCUCCCUCUGGCUACGACAUGGGGGUGACCAUCCCAGGCAGCAAUCCUAGUGGGCUGCUGUACUCUCACCAGGCCAUAGGGGGCGCUGUGGGUAAUCACAACUUGCUGCCCAUCUCACACUCGUCCUUGCAGAGAAACACUAUGUCCCCCCAACGACCCUGUAGCGCUGGGAAUGCAGGGUUGAUGGCGUCUGACCUUCCCAACACCGUGGUCUCCAGCGUGGGAAAUGGCAGCUUCAGCUCCCACUGCAGUUCCCCCGGCCUCAUGUCCCCAGCCGGCGUCUCUAAGAACAUGCAGGACAAAAGUCCUCCUCACAUGGGCUUGACCCACAAGCCUGACCUCCGCACUCUGAUGCCGCCCUCCAACAAGUGCUCCAUCAUGCCAACGAACCAGAGAAUAAAUCACUCACAGACAGCUCAGACUCUGUCCACCCCUGCAGUGUCCAUCGCUGCCUCUGGGAUUGGUGGUUAUCCCUCUGCCAUUUCGUCCUACAGCACAGAGUUUUCCCUGGGCAGCGACCUGUCCUCCCUGACUGGGUUCGGGGGCUCAGGUCUGGGAUCGGUGGCGAACUGGCAGCAGCAGCAGCUGCAGAACCUCCAGCACUCGGCGCUCGGACAAAUGGGAAACUUGUGCCAGAACUCCAGCCUGGACGUCCACAACAACCUCCACAUUAAGUGCGAGCCGGCCUCUCCUCCCAGAGACCGGAUCCUGGGCGUGGGCGGGGCCGUGGGCGGGGCCGGACUCAGAGGAGGCGUCAACGCGGCCGGAUACGCCCUCGGCGCCGGCCGGGGGCCCCACGAAUCCGGCAGUUCCCCCGGCGACAGCGCCUCCAGCUGCGGCAGCUCAUACGAAGGCAGUGAGGAUCGCGAGGAUCACCACGGCAACGAGAGCUUCCUGCUGCAGCCGCUGACCAGUCAGGAGGAGCGUCACAGCCCAUCAGUAAAACGGAUGAGGCUAUCAGAAGGCUGGGCCACAUAGUGGGAGGGAGCAGCUCCACAGGAACAGGGGGGAGUAAAGUUACAAUAUAGUGUUAUUAUUAUUAUUAUUAUGAUUAUUAUUAUCACUAUCAUAUUCUCCUCGUACUGAAUGCAUGUGCUUUAUGUUUAAUGGUGGUCUGUAGUUGAGGCGACUGGUUUUGCGAUGUGAGAUCAGCACACAUCACCUGAAGAACAAAACUCAAGUUUCUCUGUGUGUCACAACAUUCUGAACAUCAGUCAUAUUAAACAUUUAUUUAUUCAAAAUCUGGUAAAAUACAUCUAUGCAGCUUUUGGUGUUCCAUAAUAGCUUUAUUCUUGCCAAUACUACAUAAGAUUUUAAUUUUUUUUAUUUGUUUUGUUUUGCAAAAUUUGAACCAUGUGAAGCUAAAAAUGCUACGUAAGUUCUGGGUAGAUCAGAUUUUUCUAUCUUAAAUCCAAGUUGCAGAUGUCUUCAUACAGUUUUUGGUUUAGUUCCUGCUUUAGUGUUUUUUUUUUUUUCUUUCAGCAAUUGGCCUUUUUUAGAGUUAACAAUUAAUCAAUUAGUAGAUUAGUUGACUAUUAUUUCAAUAAUUAGAUUAAUCAUGAUUAAUCUAAUUCAUCUGAUUAAUUGUUUCAGCUCUAAACAUAACAGUAGUUUAUCUUUCUCCUGAAUUUUCUUUCAGUUCUGCCUAUUUAGAUAAUAAACUCACUCUAAUCUAGUCUUCCCAUUAUUGAACCCAAAGCUCAAACUUUCGCACAGAAUUUUUUGACACAUAAGUAAGUCUUGAGGAUUUUUGUGUUUUGUAUUUUAUUUUUGUGAUGUACGCUGAUCGUCGAGACUUUCGCCAGAGGCCAUCUUCCGUGGGGAGGUUUGACGGUGUACAUUUACUGCUUGUUUUCAGUGUGUGUUUAGGUAGCGUGGGGAUUAUAAGUGAGUUUCUCAUGUAUGCAAGCUAAAGAAGAGGGCAAAGUUAAGAAGUCUGGUACUCUGAACAGUGAAGCUACUGGCGGUUUUGAACGUGGAUCCGCGCUGAAGCUCUCGCUCCACGGCUGUGACACGAGCUGCGUUGCAGGUUCAACACAAACAAAUGCUUCUAAACGUAUCGCACAAGGAAACGAGAACAGGCUGAAGGGCAAAGAAGCCGAUGAAUAAAGUAGGAAAAGAGUGAAGGAGUGGGGUAGGUGCUGAGCGGGGGAUUCUCCACUAACAGUGACCACAGGAAGAUGCUGCUGGUGCUGUUGUUGGACAGGCUGAGGUGUAGAGAUGGCUGCUGAGAGGUCUAAUGGAGUCAAGGCAACAGGUUGCUUAGAGAAAAAAUGUUUUAUUAAUUUUAUUUAGUAUUGAGAUGCUCAGUUUUUGAUGAGUUUUCUGAGUCUGGUGGCAAGAAAAAACAAACGAAAAAAACAUAUCCAGAUCGUCAAAACAUCAGGAGCAGUUUGGGUUGGAUCUGACAGGAAGCUAACAAAACGAACCACUACAGAACAUUUACACACAACGUUUCCUCUAGUCCCUACUGACCGCUGGGUGGACGCUGAAACCAAAGCUAAUGAGACAGUAGAAGCUUCAACAGCAAUAAAAACAACAGAUCAACACAGAAAGCCAAGCUAAGUUGAAUAUGCUGACAUCUAGAGGCCGUAGUAGAAGUUGCAGCCUCUCUAUUUGCAGAGUUGACAGUUCUGACAGAAGCAGAACCGUCAGGCUUGUUUCCUGACGGUUCUGCUUUAGUUGUCAAAGAAAAUCCAACAAGAAGCAAAAUGUUUCUAUCAAAAGUAGACAUGAAAUAUUUUUCUCUCUUUUUUGUUUUUUACAAUGGUUAAGCAGGAGUGAGCAUUUAUUGUAUCGUUGAUCAUAAAUUUUCAUGCAUCGUCAUCUUGAUAUUUAAUAAGUAUUCAUUAAUAAUUAAUUUAAUUUAUUAUUCAGUUAAUAAUAUUUACAACCUCCCAAAACUGUUCAUGUUGUUGGGAUCGUUAGUUUUACAAUUUUCUCCGCUGUUUGUUCAUUGAGAGUAUCAAUAAUUUUGAAAAAUAUGAUGAAAUGUGGUUACAUAGAGUUACCUAAAAAAUAAGGAAUCAAUAUUGCUUAAGAGUUUUCUUUAUCACAGAAUAUUGUGAUUCAACUUUAAGUUCACAUCACCCACCCCUUCUACUUAGCACAACAUGACUCAGAUGACCAUCCUGUUCUUCCUGCUUCUGAUGCACAAAUUGGUCUGCAGACACUAAAUGAUCCAGUCAUUUGAGCCUGGUUCUGAAUCGUCCGUUUCCUGUGUGUUGGAUCAGGCUCCAUGCUGUGUAAUUUCCUCUGUCAUGGUUCGUUUUCAGUUUUCUGUCCACAUGAAGUCAGACGUCAGAGUGACGAGUCAGAGCCAGGAGCUAUAAAGCCAUAAUGUACAGAACAGAGAUGCUUUACUGCACAAACCUGCUGGUGUGUUAAGAGACUAAAGGCUCCUUUGUUACUAUAGCAACGGGGUGUUUUAUUGAACGUCUCCAUAUACACACGCAACAGGAAGCACAAGGUUUUGACGGCUGGUGUCAGACCCGGCUGCUCACCUUACUGGGCUUUUUCAUUCACUCAGGUCAUUUAUUCCAGCAACAUCCCAUUACUACUGUACUGUUACAGUAACAGCUACUGUAACUGUAAAUGUAACCACACGGUUACAUUUCAGUGCUGUUUUUUCUAUGAAAACAGAGCACGACUAAUGUCAUCUCAAGGCACUUUAUGGCACAAACAGGUCCAAUUCAUGUUCAUAUUUAUAGAAAUAUAAAACCCAAGCAAUGCUUACAUGAACAAUCAAAUCAUAAGAAGAUUUAAAUUCAGUUACAGGCAGCCUCAUUCGAUUGUUGAUGCACAGUACGGUCAGAUAUAGAUACAGAUGAUGAAGUUUAGUUGACUUUUUGAUGGCUGAUCAAACCAAACAUGGAAAAGAAAAUCCAAUGAAAAAAACCCAACUGAACAUUUCCAUCCUCACUCAGAGAAACGUUUUUUAGCUGCUUCUAGAUGUGGCAGACCAGGAGUGCACCAUUUUAUCUUUUAAGAAGUCUGACCUGUCGACUCCCUUUGUGGCCAGGAUCUAUCUUUUUUAUCUGAAAAGUUGCUAAAUGUAGCAAGAAUGUCGCUGAGUUGGCAACAAUUGGGUGACUAUUGUCAACUGCAAAUAUGCAGACAUGGUGGGCGGGUCAGCCAAACACUGGUUGGUUUCUGGACCUCUGAGGUAGAUAAGAUCGACUUCAUAUGUAAAUAUCAUCCGUUCUCCCAAAGUUAAGGAAAUCUGAGCCAAUUUAUCAGCUGGUUUAUUUCUUGGCUCUCCCCCAGAAGGAUUCAGUUAUGGUGCUUUGCACUGACACUAGAGAUUUUGAAAUUAAAACUCAUUUAAUUCUCUACCUCCAAGUCCAAAUAAAACACCAAUAAUUUCCCCUGAUGCCGUGUUUCAGCCGGUCUGACACCAGCCACACAUCCAGGUUGUUCAAACUGGACAUACGAUUGUAACUAUCAUCCCUGUUAGAGUUUUCCUUUUGUUUUUAUUUCCGUCUUUUUUUUUUGUUCUUGUUGUUUUUCUUUCUGUGAAUUGAUUGAAAAGACAGAAGUGGCUGAGGGUUCAAAUUUGAAUAUUUUGGCUUAAAACUGUAUAUUUGGAGCUCGACCCCUCAGCUACUCUUCACUUUUUUCUGCUCUGCGCCUGAAUUCUCUUAGAAAACAGUGGAGCAACGCAAAUCGCUCCAUAUGGCUGAGGUACUUCUCUCCUCCAUCUCCAUAAGUCAGGAUGGUCGUCUAAAAACUAAAAGAUGUUUGACGAAAAAGCAAAGAAAAAGUGGGGAGCUCACUCCAGCUGACUGCAGAUGAAAACAGAAAGCUGGCUUUAAAAUCGAAGAGAGAAUGUAAGCUAAGCAGCGUGAAAAGCUUCAAAUCAAAUCUUUGUAUUAUUAUUAUUAUUAUCAUUGUUAUUAUUAUUUUUAUUCUGCAACCAGUUUCUGUCUGGACCUCUGUCAGGUACCUACAAAGCUCUGAUUUAAAAAAAAAAAGUAUUUUCUGAACAAUUUCAAGUUUGGCCUGCAUUCUCCCCUCAUCACAUGCUUCCGGAUGUACUGAGAGAUUGUUAGCGGCAUGAGCUGGCCUUUUGUCGCCACCUGACUCACCGACCAACCAAGUGCACACGGGCUGUCGCAGAACUCCCUCACUCAGAACUGUGGUAGUGUUUGUAUUUUGCAGAAAAUAAAAAUGCUGAUGUUUUUGUUCCACA
Poeciliopsis prolifica (blackstripe livebearer) is the source of this 6096-nucleotide messenger RNA. Its product is annotated as myocyte-specific enhancer factor 2C-like. Lineage: Eukaryota; Metazoa; Chordata; Actinopteri; Cyprinodontiformes; Poeciliidae. The transcript is spliced from 11 exons. The coding region runs from base 498 to 1883 and encodes 461 amino acids. Gene Ontology annotation, molecular function: protein dimerization activity; DNA-binding transcription factor activity, RNA polymerase II-specific; RNA polymerase II cis-regulatory region sequence-specific DNA binding. Gene Ontology annotation, biological process: positive regulation of transcription by RNA polymerase II. The record is from RefSeq and is a predicted model, not a curated record.